Messenger RNA from Staurois parvus, 469 nucleotides. The record is from the annotation of a GenBank genome assembly. NCBI's taxonomy places the organism in Eukaryota, Metazoa, Chordata, Amphibia, Anura, Ranidae.
UGCGCUGUGUCCCUCGGAAAUAGCGGAUCACCAGUCUAUGGAAAGUGCCGAAGAUGUCGGCUCGGUCAUGUGAUCAGCUGUGUCCAAUCACAGCUGAUCACAUGGGACAUGUACAUUGAUCAUCAGGACACUGAUGAUCAGUGUGCCCUGAUGAUCAGUGUGGCCCCAGAAGUGCCACCUGCCAGUGUCCAUAAGUGCCAGAUGCCAGUGCUGAACAGUGCCACGUUCCAGUGCCACAUCAAUGCCAUAUAUCAGUGCCUACCAGUGCCCAUCAAUGCCACAUAUCAGCGUCCAUCUGAGCUGCCUUUCAGUGUCACCCAUCAGUGCCUGUCAGUGCCACCUAUCAAUGACAAUCAGUGACACCUAUCAGUGAUGUCAAUCAGUGCCGCCUAUCAGUGUGCAUCAGUGCCGCCUAUCAGUGCCCAUCGGUGCCUCCUAUUAGUGUCAGUCAAUGCCGCCUAACAGUGCC